Molecule: messenger RNA, 1287 nt
Organism: Gryllus bimaculatus (two-spotted cricket)
Lineage: Eukaryota; Metazoa; Arthropoda; Insecta; Orthoptera; Gryllidae
Source: the annotation of a GenBank genome assembly
AUGACUUCAAGGUCUGUCACGUGACUGUUAGUGCAUAACGCCGCUACCUUACUCGUGACGCUAAAACUCCCUAAUAGGGCGCGCUGUUUCGUACCCUUAUCAGAGGUGCGCCUGUGUUGCAAGAAGCUGUCUUGGCGUAGCCGAAGCAGAGUGGGUGUUUAUGGGGUUUGCGGCAUGGUUCUAACGCCACAAUAUAUAUGUUGGCAAUGAAUCAGUAGACAAAUUUGACGGAAGAAACUUGGCUAUCCUGAUCAGUGUUCUUCUUUAUACAGCUGUGAGGUGAAGGUGAGCUUCCUUACAUCUAUCGUUAAUCAUCGUCUUGUUGUAAUAAUUAUUUAGUAAAUAUUAAUAAUAAUUAUAUUUAAAAUGUAAUGAUAAUUAUUGUGAAUCAUUAAUAUUGUCGUUAAUGUAUUAACUAAUCGAAAGAAGUUACCGCGAAGUUGCAUGCUGAAAGAUGGGUCGAGUAAUUCGCGCCCAGAGGAAGGGUCACGGAAGUGUAUUCCGUAGUCACACCAAACACAGGAAAGGUGCCCCACGUUUACGAGCGUUGGACUUCGCUGAGAGACACGGCUACAUUAAGGGUGUGGUUAAAGACAUCAUUCACGAUCCAGGACGUGGUGCCCCGUUAGCAUGUGUCCACUUUAGAGACCCAUACAAAUUUAAGACACGUAAGGAGCUGUUUAUUGCACCAGAAGGAAUGUACACAGGCCAGUUUGUGUACUGUGGUAGGAAAGCCACAUUACAGAUUGGCAAUGUAAUGCCAGUUGGAUCCAUGCCUGAGGGUACAAUUGUGUGCAACUUGGAAGAGAAAACUGGAGAUCGAGGACGUUUGGCUCGUGCGUCAGGCAACUACGCAACUAUUAUUGCACACAACCCUGACACUAAAAAGACACGUGUUAAAUUGCCUUCUGGUGCUAAGAAAGUUAUGCCAUCAGCAAAUCGUGCUAUGGUUGGUAUUGUGGCAGGUGGAGGGCGUAUUGACAAACCCAUCUUAAAGGCUGGUCGUGCGUACCACAAGUACAAGGCUAAGCGCAACUGCUGGCCGAAGGUACGUGGUGUGGCUAUGAACCCUGUAGAGCAUCCCCAUGGUGGUGGUAACCAUCAACAUAUUGGUAAAGCUUCCACUGUCAAGAGAGGUACCAGUGCUGGUAGGAAGGUUGGUCUUAUUGCUGCCAGAAGAACUGGUAGAAUCCGUGGUGGUAAGACUGACACUAAGAAGGGUGAUAAUUAAAUUCAGAGAAGUGUAAAAUUUCUGAUGUUAAUAAAUUUCUGGUAUAUAUACACUGG